Symbiodinium sp. CCMP2456 is the source of this 1083-nucleotide messenger RNA. The record is from the annotation of a GenBank genome assembly. NCBI's taxonomy places the organism in Eukaryota, Dinophyceae, Suessiales, Symbiodiniaceae.
AUGCCGUUGACCCUGGGCUUUGACACUGCGCGGCGAUUGCUGAGUGAGGUGGCCGGGAACAUAUUUGUUGAUGCCCUGAGCUCAAACAAGUACUGGCACUUCAUCCGGUGUGGCGAGGAUGCCCUGACCGUCGAAGUUGCACUGCAAACACGGAGCACAUUCUCUGUCCUCACCAUGGGACGGCAAGCUCACCACAUCUCUGACAGCCAGAAGGAAACGCUGACGCAAACCGUCAACAAUCUAUGCGAGGUCGUCCAGUCACGGCGUCGGUCUGGCAGAUAUUCUGGUGUGGUUUUGAUCAGCCGCCAGCUCAUUGAAACCUUGCCUGAGAUGGACCAGCUGAAAGCCGAGAUCGCUGCGAUCGUCAAGGCCGAGGCUGCGGGCAAGAAUCGGCAGCCGUUCCCGACUGAGGUGGACUCGCGAUUGAAGUCAGACGCCACCAAAGCUCUCUUCAAGCGCUUGCCGCGCUUUGUGCAGAUGAGUAUGAUUCGCAAUCGUGACUCUUCUGGACUGCCCGUCCUGCCCAAAGACUUGGAAGCGGAACGCAUUCUGGGCCGCUUCGUUCAGCAGGAACUUCGCAACCAACCACCUGUCAAAAAGGUAAAGGCAACCUUUGCGCCACGCUUCCAUGCCAUGGACCUGAUGACCAGCUCGCCACUGUCGACGGCUUACCAUUAUAGCCUUCUGCUUUCGACUGCGCCUUUGGGCAUGGGCCCCAACCAUUCCGCGCCUGCUGUUCUGCGCACCGGUCUGAGAACAGGUCAGAACAGCAAUCGCGCUUGUUGGCUCGAAGGUACGCUCUGGGACACACCGCAGCCUUGCUUGUCUACGAGCGCCGAAAUUUCUACGUCGCCUGCUGUGCAGGCACACCCGCCGAUUGACUGCUUACCAUCGCGUAGUAAAGUCGUCUUCGGUGUCGGCCUGCAAGGUAUGCACCGCAAUACGCGCUACUGGGAGCCUUGUGCCAUUCCAUUCACGUACUUGUACCCAGAGGUGCGGCAUGUUUGCGUCUAUCCCCUGUGGUGCGAGCCUUUGACCGGUAUCGUGCCGUUCUUUGCCCAGCUUGGUUCAUGCUUCAACUGA